Molecule: messenger RNA, 1884 nt
Organism: Peromyscus eremicus (cactus mouse)
Lineage: Eukaryota; Metazoa; Chordata; Mammalia; Rodentia; Cricetidae
Gene: Cdk14
Product: cyclin dependent kinase 14
Exons: 15
Coding region: 65-1474 (469 amino acids)
Biological process (GO): protein phosphorylation
Cellular component (GO): cytosol; nucleus; cytoplasm
Molecular function (GO): cyclin binding; ATP binding; cyclin-dependent protein serine/threonine kinase activity
Source: RefSeq, a predicted model, not a curated record
CGCCGUUGUCUGCGCCGCGCGCUGGACCAGUUUGGCGAAGUUGCCGGGGCCCCGCGCCGCCCAGAUGUGCGACCUCAUCGAGCCGCAGCCGAGCGAGAAGAUCGGCAGGAUGAAGAAGUUGCGGAGAACUUUGUCAGAGAGUUUCAGCCGCAUCGCUCUGAAGAAAGACGACACCACCUUUGAUGAGAUAUGUGUCACCAAGAUGUCUACACGGAACUGCCAGGGGAUGGAUUCAGUGAUCAAGCACCUGGACACAAUCCCUGAGGAUAAAAAAGUCAGAGUUCAGAGGACACAGAGCACUUUUGACCCAUUUGAGAAACCAGCCAAUCAAGUAAAAAGGGUGCAUUCUGAGAACAAUGCUUGCAUUAACUUUAAGUCCUCCUCUGCUGGCAAAGAGUCACCUAAAGUUCGAAGGCACUCCAGCCCCAGCUCGCCGACAAGUCCCAAGUUUGGAAAAGCUGACUCAUAUGAAAAACUGGAAAAGCUAGGGGAAGGAUCUUAUGCAACAGUAUACAAAGGGAAAAGCAAGGUAAAUGGGAAGCUGGUGGCUCUAAAGGUGAUCAGGCUGCAGGAAGAAGAGGGGACACCUUUCACGGCCAUCAGGGAAGCUUCUCUAUUGAAAGGAUUAAAGCACGCAAACAUUGUGCUGCUCCAUGACAUCAUCCACACCAAGGAGACACUGACGCUUGUCUUUGAAUAUGUGCACACUGAUUUAUGUCAGUACAUGGACAAGCACCCUGGAGGACUCCAUCCAGACAAUGUGAAGUUGUUUUUAUUUCAGUUGCUGCGAGGGCUGUCUUACAUCCACCAGCGGUAUAUUCUGCACAGAGACCUGAAACCACAGAACCUCCUCAUCAGUGACACGGGGGAGUUAAAGCUGGCAGAUUUCGGUCUUGCAAGAGCAAAAUCCGUCCCUAGUCACACGUACUCCAAUGAAGUGGUUACCUUGUGGUACAGACCUCCGGAUGUUCUCCUGGGCUCUACAGAGUAUUCCACCUGCCUUGACAUGUGGGGAGUUGGCUGCAUCUUUGUUGAGAUGAUCCAAGGAGUUGCUGCAUUUCCAGGAAUGAAAGACAUUCAGGAUCAACUUGAACGAAUAUUUCUGGUUCUUGGAACACCAAAUGAGGACACAUGGCCUGGAGUUCAUUCUUUACCACAUUUUAAGCCAGAACGCUUUACCGUGUACAGCUCUAGAAGCCUCAGACAAGCAUGGAAUAAGCUCAGCUAUGUAAACCAUGCCGAAGAUCUGGCUUCCAAGCUUCUACAGUGUUCCCCAAAGAACAGGCUAUCUGCACAGGCUGCCUUGAGCCACGAGUAUUUCAGCGAUCUCCCCCCGCGGCUAUGGGAGCUGACUGAUAUGUCUUCUAUUUUUACCGUCCCAAAUGUGAGAUUGCAACCUGAAGCUGGAGAGAGUAUGAGGGCCUUUGGAAAAAACAAUAGUUAUGGCAAAAGUCUAUCGAACACCAAGCACUGACUGGCCUGGCAUUCUCGGGAGAGCACAGGUGUCCUCCAGGAACUCAAGAGGGGUGAGCUCUGAAGAAGGACCACUUGGCCAAGUCUGGUAGUGUAAAAUUGAACCCGUUAGCAGCAGCCUGAGGCCAGGAAUUCAAAGCAAGACUGAAGAUUUACUCCUUCCAGACAUGAGAGAGCUCUGAUGAGAUAAACAUGAGUGUUUGAAAGCUAGGUUGCUGUUGCUGAGCUGUGGGUCAGUACUGACAAGAAAAAGCAUAAGGUCAGACCAGAAGACAGAGAGAAGUGCCAGGUAUGUGCCAGCUGCCUGUCUCCCGGACGACCAGCCAGGGCACCCUACCCUGUAACUGUAAUGGUCUUUCUGUUAGUGUAGAAACACAUGUGUAGAACCUGGAAACAUGUAAUUGCUACUGU